Molecule: messenger RNA, 1734 nt
Organism: Hippopotamus amphibius kiboko
Lineage: Eukaryota; Metazoa; Chordata; Mammalia; Artiodactyla; Hippopotamidae
Gene: HDHD2
Product: haloacid dehalogenase like hydrolase domain containing 2
Exons: 7
Coding region: 226-1005 (259 amino acids)
Biological process (GO): dephosphorylation
Molecular function (GO): phosphatase activity
Source: RefSeq, a predicted model, not a curated record
AGCCGCUGUCCCUUCGGCUCAGUCUGGCGUUUGCCAGGCUCUGGAGCUUGCUCUGGGGGAGGGUGCAUGACUAGUCCUGAGGCCCCUUCCCACCCGGGAGAAGGAGGGAAUCGCAGUUGAGUUUGUGCUGAAAAACCUUGUUGGUGGCAUCCUUUCAGUUGUAGAGACUGGGAUUCAUGAGUUUCGUUAACUAAAAUCUCUUUAUUGACCGACCAGGAAUGAAGGAUGGCAGCACGCCGUGCAUUAAAAGCUGUUUUGGUAGAUCUCAGUGGCACACUUCACAUUGAAGAUGCAGCUGUGCCAGGCGCACAGGAAGCUCUUAAAAGGUUACGUGCUACUUCUGUAAUGGUUAGGUUUGUGACCAAUACAACCAAAGAGAGCAAGCAAGACCUCUUGGAAAGAUUGAAAAAAUUGGAGUUUGAUAUCUCUGAAGAUGAAAUAUUCACUUCUCUGACUGCAGCCAGAAACUUGGUAGAGCAGAAACAAGUCCGACCCAUGCUGCUGGUUGAUGAUCGUGCCCUGCCUGAUUUUAAAGGAAUACAAACAAGCGAUCCUAACGCCGUGGUCAUAGGAUUGGCACCAGAGCACUUUCAUUAUCAAAUUCUGAAUCAAGCAUUCCGGUUACUCCUGGAUGGAGCGCCUCUGAUAGCAAUCCACAAAGCCAGGUAUUACAAGAGGAAAGAUGGCUUAGCCCUGGGGCCUGGACCAUUUGUGACUGCUUUAGAGUAUGCUACAGGCACCAAGGCCACCGUCGUGGGGAAACCAGAGAAAACGUUCUUUUUGGAGGCAUUGCGGGGCACUGGCUGUGAACCUGAGGAGGCCGUCAUGAUUGGAGAUGAUUGCCGGGAUGAUGUUGGUGGGGCUCAGGAUGUCGGCAUGCUGGGCAUCUUAGUCAAAACUGGGAAAUAUCGAGCAGCAGACGAAGAAAAAAUUAAUCCAGCUCCUUACUUAACUUGUGAGAGCUUCCCUCAUGCCGUGGACCACAUUCUGCAGCAUCUACUGUGAACCAUUAUGUGAAUCAGAAGCAACUUGAAAUGCAGCUUUUCAUCAUCUGGAAUGAAUCCCUCAACAACUCAGUGCCAGCAUGGACAGACAGAGACCACUCAGCCGCUGGUCACCAUUUAACCCUCUUUUAUUGUGCAGUAAUUAGAAAGAAAGGUAUUGAAUUGCAGCCAGCCACUAAGCCUGGCUAAUCCCUUUUGUUUUAUUUUGUAAAAGAAGAUGAGGUCGAAAGGAAGGGAAAGCUGAGAUUUUGUGCCAUUCCUUUUAAAAUAUUCAUCAAGUUAGCGGAGCUGGCGGAAGAGUCUGUUGCAGGGAGCCUUGUUCUCUACUGUCUCCUCCCUGGUAAAUUGGAGGGGUUCAGACUGCAUAAAGUUGGUGUUUUUUAUUGAAGGGUGCUUUGGGCUGUGGGUUUAAUAUUGAGUUCAGCUAUGAAAUCCGUCUGAAGUGCCUCGUGGAGUACAGGACAGAAGAAGCAAAAUAAAUUGCCCUUUAGCCCAAGUGAUGGAGUGAAUUUGCUUUAACGGAUGCUGAAAACUAGAUUAGCUACUGUAUUAUUUCCAGCAUGGGUGACUUCUUUUUCUCUUCAUUAGCGAGAGAUGACUAAUUUAAAUUUAGAACCUGAUUUUAAUUUAAAAUAAUAUUUCCAUUAAUAACCUAUUCAUUGCAGAUACCUAUUAUACUGUGUAACAGUUGUUUUGGAAAUUUUAUGUAAAAUUAAAACUAUCAGUAUUU